ACAAUUAUACAAUUAUUCUUUCAAUUGCUGACAUAAUCUCUAGUUUUUGAACAAUUGUGUUAUCACCCGAAAAUGACUGUAUGUUCCGGAAUGUUUCCUUGCAUAAUCCAGAAUGCAGAGGCGUACUCAGAACACUUUCAAGGUCGCAAUAAACCUAUUUUUGACAGAUGUCAUUUAUAAUAUUUGUGUAGCGUUUAAUUAUGCAAGCAAUUUAGAUUUAUUGUUAUUUAUGAGCUGAAAUGAUUGUGAAUGUAACGUGAAACGCAACAAUACAGUGCUCCAUUUAAGGUUACAAUAUGUGAAUUCAACGCACAAAGGGGGAAUCUACCGCAUUCAACAUUGUUUAUUUGAACAAGAAAGAAAAGUUUAUGUUGGUGCUUGAACCAUGCCUGCUCCUCCACUUCCAACAGUCGUCGAGCCUGACGCAGCAGAAUGUCGCAGUGUCACAGACAGUGUCGGCUCGCAUUCCGACAUAUCUGGGCACACACUCCAAGCAGCGAGUUCCAUCAUGGGACGGCCCCAUAUGGACGUGGUUUGUGUGAUUGAUAUUUGCCAAUCCCAGAAUUUGGCCCAUCGGAAGAAGGCCCUGGAAGAGGUCAACCAGGCCUGCCUCCAGGUGGGCGCCACGCUGAACCAUAUCCAGUUUGAAAAAUUAGAUUUUGGGGAAACCAACGUAGUGAGCAGUUUUUACAACGCUGAUAUGGUCAUUGUUGAUUUUUCCUUACCGACGCAAAUCAUUACACUGUCAUAUCAUCUAGGAGUCAGGGAACGCUUUAACAUGAAAUAUAACAUUUUAAUUUACAAUGAUACUGAUACCGAAGCCACCGAACGCCUAAAAUGCUCCACUCAAUACCCUUGCAUUUCUUACAUACUAACAGAGGACGGUAUGUGUGUCACAACCGGGCGAUUAAACGAUGGCGGUGAGCUUUUGAAUCAGCGUUUGAAACGAUCACUGCAAGACGUUGAAAUACAAAGCAAGGCCCAUAUGAAAGAAAAAUUCUUGGCCGACUUGAAGAAAUUAAAAGAACAAAAAAGUGGUGAAGAACUUCAGAAAUCUCUAAACAACAUUAGAAGGCGUUUAGAUGAUCCGAAUGUCUUGUCCGGUGAUGUUGUCUUAAACAUGUUAUUUUGUUUUCGUGAUAUUCAAGACUAUGACUCCAUGGUUCAACUUGUUGAUGAUUUAAGGACACUUCCCGCAGCUAGGAAAUACCUAAAUUCGUAUAUUUUGUACCUUUAUGCUUUUGCCUUAAACAGGCGGAAACAAGACGGUGAUCGAGAGAAAGCACUUAAUGUUUGUAUUGAAGCUUUAGAAAAAAGAGAAAAUCAUUUCCCGGACAUGAUUUGUUUGUGUGGCAGAAUUUAUAAAGACAAAUUUACAGAAUCAGAUUAUAAAGACGAGAAAAGUCUACGCGAAGCGAUUUAUUGGUACAGGAAGGGGUUCGAAGUGCAACCAAAUGAAUACGCAGGCAUUAAUUUGGCCACGCUGCUGGUGAUAGGUGGCGCCGACAUUACCGGCAACGAAGAGCUCCAACGUAUCGGCAUGGUCCUCAACAACCUAAUAGGCAAAAAAGGCAGUUUAUCCUCCCUACAAGACUAUUGGGACGUGGCCACAUUUUUCGAAAUAUCCGUUUUAUUUCAACACUAUUCAAACGCACUCCAAGCUGCUGAAUGCAUGUUCAAGUUAAAACCACCAGACUGGUACUUAAAAUCAACAGUUGGCAACAUACAACUGAUCGAUAGAUUUCGUAAAAAACGUGACGAGGAAGGUUCACCAGAGGAGAAAAUUUUCCAUUUUUGGAUGGAAUUUUUUCUCGAAGCUACGAAACCGCCCGAUAAAGAUAGCUUCCGAUUUCCGGCACUUAUCCUCGAACCUAGUAAAGAGUCUAUGCCCAGUUACGUAUGCGUUAAUCUGGAUGCCGAACCACAAACUUUACAAGUAACGAACUUGUGUAUUAAAAGUUUGAAAAAUAACUGCACCCAAAUCCACAACUGGGAAUUCACAGCAAAUAAUAUACGAAGUGUUAGUUUUUACAAACGUGAUGAACGUUGUCUCGUUCUCUACGUACAUCACAACUCCGAUGACUUCCAAAUUUUCUUCCCGUCUGAAAGCUGUCGGCAGUGUUUCUACGAACUGAUUUUGGAAUUAACUGAUCAUCAGGAAGGUUUAGUUGAGUCGGAACCACCACGAGACAUACGAUACGAAUACGAGAGGGAUGAACAAGGCCGACGGAUAGUCUUAGGAAAGGGCACCUAUGGGUGCGUGUACGCCGCGCGAGACUUGAACACGCAAGUGCGCAUCGCCGUUAAAGAAGUACCUGAAAAGAAUCUCGGAGCGGUCCAGCCUUUACACGAAGAAAUUCGCUUGCAUUCGCAGUUAAGACACCGAAACAUAGUACAAUAUUUAGGAUCGUUAUCCGAAGACAAUUAUUUCAAAAUUUUCAUGGAACAAGUACCUGGAGGAUCACUCAGUGCCUUAUUGCGCCUCAAAUGGGGCCCGUUAAAAUCGAACGAACACACCAUGGCGUACUACACACGCCAGAUAUUAGAAGGACUCAAAUAUCUCCAUGACCAAAAAAUCGUUCAUCGCGAUAUCAAAGGCGACAACGUCCUGGUUAAUACUUACAGUGGCGUUGUGAAGAUCUCCGACUUUGGGACUUCGAAGCGAUUGGCGGGGCUGUGCCCCAGUACGGAAACUUUCACAGGGACUCUUCAAUACAUGGCGCCUGAAGUGAUUGAUAAGGGACAGAGAGGUUACGGGGCUCCGGCUGAUAUAUGGUCCUUGGGGUGUACCGUGGUUGAAAUGGCAACUGGAAAGCCCCCUUUUAUUGAAUUAGGGUCGCCACAAGCAGCUGUUUUUAAAGUUGGUUAUUAUAAAGACCAUCCACAAGUGCCCGAGGAGCUGUCCGAUAGGGCAAAACAUUUUAUUUUGAGGUGCUUUGAGCCCGACCCUGAUAAGAGGGCUUCGGCGGCUCAGCUGCUGGAAGAUCCUUUUAUUGGAGUGGACAGGAAAAAAAGCGUCCGUUUAAAUACGGAAUUCAACCGCAGCGUUUCUGUCCCUGUGGACAAAAUGCUUCCGAGACUUCCGGGCUGCAGUGCGCCAAAUCAGACGCCAACAACACCGGAAUCCGACUCCCAAAGCAGAGGCUCUCUCCUGCCGCCGAUUCAAAUGCCUACAUCACUUACAUUCAACAGUUUAGCAUCGACACCGUCACUUGAAAUCGAAUCAUGUCAGGACGAUACUGAAAGGAGAAAUUCAACGGGAACUCUCCUGUCUCCCGAAGUUGAUGCUAGCACCGAAACGGACGGUUUCUAUCUGUUAAAAAAAGACUCACAAAGACGCACAACCCUUGCCAAAGUAUUAGCACAAGAUGGUGCAAAAGUCUGCGAAGUGUGGAUGCACAAAAUCAGAGACAAAUACAUGGGAGAAACAGUUCUCACGCAAAAACAUCUUGCCAGGUUGAUGGACGGUUUGAAGGACUAUUUAACCGAGCAAUCAUUAACCGUAGUCGAGAGUGCCGUCAGACUACUUAAGGAAGAACUCGAUUUUGAUUCAACGGCGAUAAAUCAACUGCAGUUUGCUAUUUAUUUAUAUCAGGAAUCCGUCAACGAAGUGCUCCGUUUGCACCCAAUUAAACCGCACUGGAUGUUCGCCCUCGAUAAUUUAGUGCGGUCAGGUGUCCAAGCCGCCAUCACCGUCCUAUCACCAGAAUUGGGCGAAAAUUUGGCCAAUCACAGUUCGCCAAGUACAGUAAAUUCGGCCAAGUCCACCAAAAGCUCCGAAAGUUUCGAUUUUCGAGAUCAGUUGGUGCAUUUGCGGGCUGAAAAUGCCAAGUUGCAACAGGAGUUGGUCGAAUCACAGAAACAGUAUCAAGCUUUGGUGAAGCAGUUGAUUGAAAGUCUUCACGAAUGUCAGUCGGAAGCGGUUCGAGAGUUGUGUUCGCGACGUGACAAUCAGCUCAAAGACGAGUUUGAAGAAGACCCAAGACUGGCAAGUUGGUUGCAAGGCCUUGGAGUUAAUGAAUUUGGAAGAAAGAAGAUUUUAGCAGAAGGCUACACUCUAAACGAGGUGUUGUAUAACAUUGGAAGGGAAGAACUGCAAAGAAUUGGGCUUCGAGGGGCCGUGGAAUUUCGCAUUUGGAGGGCCAUAGAACAACACAGGCAAAGUCCAAAUGUGUAUUUAUGCAAUGGAGUAACAGACGACACCAGUACUGUUUAGCCAACACCAUUACCAGACUGUGAUUUUUUGUUUUCAUUUUUUAGAAUCUUGUUUUAUUUCAAGUGCAAUGAUAUUUAUUGUUUGAACGGAAUAUUUAUUUCGGUUUUGUUCACUAAUUAGUACAAAUCGAUUUUGUUUUUAAAUCAAAUUUUAUUUUCGAUUGGUAGUUGCAAGGUUUAACUCGAUUCUUUUAUAUUAAAAGUUUAAUCCGUGUAUUUACUUGGUAAAGUUUCAGCCUAACUCUACUAAUCCAAGUUGAAGUGCCUUUUACUAAUGCAUCACAUCGUAGUUCAACAUUUUUAGUAUUAAUAUUUUAUUUCCGAAAUAGUGUUAAUUUUAAAUCGCCAUGAAGAGUCAUGUACUAUUUUUGCUGUUAAAGUUUACACCACAAUAAAUGACUAAUAAAAA
Tribolium castaneum (red flour beetle) is the source of this 4624-nucleotide messenger RNA. It is a transcript of the gene Ask1, whose product is annotated as Apoptotic signal-regulating kinase 1. The record is from RefSeq and is a predicted model, not a curated record. The transcript has 13 exons. NCBI's taxonomy places the organism in Eukaryota, Metazoa, Arthropoda, Insecta, Coleoptera, Tenebrionidae. Gene Ontology annotation, biological process: protein phosphorylation; MAPK cascade. Gene Ontology annotation, molecular function: ATP binding; protein kinase activity. Bases 386 to 4216 code for a protein of 1276 amino acids.